Molecule: messenger RNA, 1442 nt
Organism: Erinaceus europaeus (western European hedgehog)
Lineage: Eukaryota; Metazoa; Chordata; Mammalia; Eulipotyphla; Erinaceidae
Gene: FAM170B
Product: family with sequence similarity 170 member B
Exons: 2
Coding region: 134-985 (283 amino acids)
Biological process (GO): fertilization
Cellular component (GO): acrosomal vesicle
Source: RefSeq, a predicted model, not a curated record
CAGAACAAAAUCCUGGCUCCUGGCAACCAAUGGGGGCCCAGUGACCUGACAGGCUGGGGACAGUGAAGAGUUUCAACACAGCACAAGCCAACUCUCACCAAACAACUGGAGCACUGAGUCUCUUGGGCAAAUCAUGCAUCACCAUUUCAUGAACCAUGGAAGAGAACAGUCACCAUCAGAUAGAACCAACCUCAGCUUGUCCAGCCCUGAGUCCACAGAGGAGAGCCUGGGCAUUCACUGGCACGGGAUCCUUAAGAGAGAGCAGUCAUCUCCGCAACCAGGACCGGCCCUUCCCCAUGAAGAUGACCUCUUCUUCAUUCCCAGGUCUCGGGGGAUGCUGAGCUGGAGCAGCUCUCCAACAUCCGAGUCAUCCUCUGAGUAUCAGUCCUAUUCCCAGUAUCAGUCUUGCUAUUCUCAUGCAAAUGAGGAUGAGAAUGCCUCCCAGGAAAAUGUAUGUGCCUUCUAUACCCAUGUCAAGACUGUGAAGGGUGUGGCAGUGGCCUGGGAGACUGAGGAGGGUUUUGGGCCUGUGAGCAGGAAGCCUCGUAUUCACGAAGCAGAGUUCGUCAAGAGACAGAGGAAGAAAGGCUCCUCCUUUGAGGUGGCUUCCAACACCGAUCUGCGCUGGGAGUUGGAAGCCAGCAAGAAUGACUAUCGCUCGGAGCUGGAGGACACAGAGCCUGGGCCGUUGGAUUGGUGCCUGCAGGAGCCCUGCAACCCCCCUGACUGGUUGGUGACUACCAACUAUGGGCUGCGCUGCGUGGCCUGCUGCCGGGUCUUCCCCACGCUGGAGGCACUGCUGCAACAUGCCCAGUAUGGCAUCCAAGAGGGCUUCAGCUGCCAGAUCUUUUUUGAGGAGAUGCUGGAGAGAAGGCGAGCCCAGGUCCUAGAGGAGAACCAGGAGAAAGAACAGAACCCUCCACACAGCAGUGCUUUACCUAAGUCCCAAGGCACAGUGCAGUGGGCACAGCAGGAGAAGCAGUAAGCUGGAGGUGAUGUGCCCAGCCCUGCUCUCACUUCCCGCACCUGUACCUUGUUGCUUCUUCCCCUGGCCAGCAGGACAGGCACCACCAGCAUCAGGGAGAGAGGGGUUCCUGGAAGGAAGUGAGUAGAGUGUAGAGCUGGGAGGGCUGUGAGAGGGGAACAGGGAGAACACUUUCAAAGGGCACAGAAUUUCAACCAGAGUUCCCUUCAAAACCUGAAAUCAAAGAGAGGUGGGUCUUUAGCAUUUCUGAUGGAUGAAAGAUCUGAAAUUCCCAAGCAUGUGGCCACAGAAUUUCUAUUUUUUUUUUUUCUGGUGAAUCAAGCAGGUCUUGACUCACAGGAGAGCCUACUGCAGAUGAAACCUCAGCUCUAUUUUUAUUUUUAUUGUUAGGAACCCAUCAUAUGCCCUAAUUCUAUGUCUUAUUUAGUGGGAUUAAACUUGAAAAACUCUAAACUUA